Messenger RNA from Penicillium argentinense, 489 nucleotides. RefSeq lists its product as uncharacterized. NCBI's taxonomy places the organism in Eukaryota, Fungi, Ascomycota, Eurotiomycetes, Eurotiales, Aspergillaceae. The record is from RefSeq and is a predicted model, not a curated record. The coding region runs from base 1 to 489 and encodes 162 amino acids. The transcript is spliced from 3 exons.
AUGAUUGGGAAUUUCAGAUCGCCUGCAAGGGAUGAUCCCUGCUGGACGCGAAUGGUGGGGCCCAUCCUCCUCACGCGAGAGGCCGAUAACUGCCGACGGCAGCUAGCGAGCUGGCUCUCUAUAGAUCGAUUUGAGGGGGUAGACUACGCAGUUGACGAACAUGGGCACCGUGUAUACGACAUUACACGCCUACAGUACCUAAUCGACCCUCUUCUGAGGGCAAUGAACCGGGAAGGAUGUCGGUGCCGGAUGUUCAGAGGAUCUAUCACAGAACUCGUCUCUGCCUAUCAAGAAACAUACGUGAUCCCCAUCCAAGUCGUCUCCGACACUCCACGAAUCAUCAAUCUCCGCGGAGGCGCCCCCCCCCCCCCCAAUCUCCUGGUCGGAUACUAUCAUAUCCUCCAUGCAGACGUUUAUAUCAGUCGCGAGGCAGAUUUUCUCGUCGUGGGAGAGGGGCCACCGGAGCUAGGGCAACUGGAAAGGGCUUAG